ACAGUGAUUUACAUUCGAUAUUGUGAAAAACGAAAGUGUGAAAAACGAUUUGAAAAAAUGAACAAAAUAACUCAAAUUACGCACAAUAUACUUUUAGGAAGAUCGAAUGUAAAUGUUGAAGAAAUAUUUUCCUCUCUUAACGGUGUGAAAUCGUUUAACACGGAAGAAUACGACGAAGUAGACAGUGUGAUAAUCGGUAAUAAAUUGAAACAUAAAAAGACAAAAUACGUGGAUCCAAAUAUAGAAGUGUAUAAGAUGAAUCACAAACGAAGAGGUAUAGCGUUAAUUUUCAAUAACGUAAAGAUAUAUCCAGCAAGAAAUAAUGCGGAGGAAUGUUCGAGGAAUCUGUCGCAAACGUUACAAAUGAUGGGCUUUGACGUACAACUCAUCGUCAACGUAACGUUACAAGUGUUAAUAGAAAAAUUGAAGGAUGUUGCUUCCCAGGAUCAUACGAAUAACGACUGUCUGGCCAUAGCCGUUUUGUCUACCGGAACAUCGGGUUACCUGAAAGCAGACAACAUGUUUUAUCCAGCCCAAAUGCUAUGGAUGCCUUUCCUGUCUGAUUCGUGUCCCAGCUUGAUCGACAAGCCAAAGAUAUUCUUCCUCCAGACUUACUAUGAUUCAUCGUACAACGGAAUACACGGUUUUGACCAAUCGAUCAAUUUUUCUUUCCCCGAUAUUAUGGUCAUACACUUAUUUUAUAAUUCUUCUUGGCAAAAUACAAAUUCCUGUUUGAUGAAUAAAAUUACCCAAGAGUUGAACGAACAUUGGCGGACCCACGAUCUAUUCAGAAUGAUGACUUCCAUUGUGAGGCACGUAGUUAAUUAUAAUCGGACAUUAAGCAACGAAAAGAAACUCCAAGCCCCAACUAUAGUCUCUACGUUAACACGAUUAGUAUAUUUCGAUAAAACGAAAUAUUUAGUUGAAUUGUCGAAAAAUGAAAAGACAGAUUUCGAUCCUUUGUUAAUCCAAGAUUAACAGAUUAAUUUGUUAAUCCAAUUGUCGAUUUAUCAUUAUUAUUAAUGUAAAUAACGAUCAUGACAAAGAAAUUUUAUUUUAAUCGCA
This is a messenger RNA of Apis laboriosa (Himalayan honeybee), 1065 nucleotides long. RefSeq names its product caspase-1-like. The transcript is spliced from 5 exons. Bases 58 to 978 code for a protein of 306 amino acids. Gene Ontology annotation, biological process: proteolysis. The record is from RefSeq and is a predicted model, not a curated record. NCBI's taxonomy places the organism in Eukaryota, Metazoa, Arthropoda, Insecta, Hymenoptera, Apidae. Gene Ontology annotation, molecular function: cysteine-type endopeptidase activity.